This is a messenger RNA of Salvelinus namaycush (lake trout), 1877 nucleotides long. It is a transcript of the gene sigirr, whose product is annotated as single immunoglobulin and toll-interleukin 1 receptor (TIR) domain. Gene Ontology annotation, biological process: signal transduction. NCBI's taxonomy places the organism in Eukaryota, Metazoa, Chordata, Actinopteri, Salmoniformes, Salmonidae. The transcript has 9 exons. The record is from RefSeq and is a predicted model, not a curated record. Bases 178 to 1527 code for a protein of 449 amino acids.
CGUCACGUGACCGCCCGUACACAGAAGUCCUUCGAGCAGUUGAACCGAGUCAAGCUUUGGGAGUUAUUCUUUUUUAUUUAACUAUAAUUCUAUAAUGUUUUAUCCACUGGGGCUGGAUGAUACGAUAUAAUCCUAGGACCAUAGCGUGUGCCUUUCGAUUGAAAACUCGGAAUAAGAAUGAAAGUGAACGAUUUUACUUUACAAAUGACUUCUAACCAGUUGGCUUUCAUUCUGACAUGUACUUUAGUUCUGAACAGGAUGUCGGUGUGUGCUGGAGAAUCCCUGUGCACCCAAGCCCCAGAGUUUCAGUUGCCCAGUGGGGGGCAGUCCGAGGUGUGGGAGACCCUGGGUUCCAUUGUGGCUCUGAACUGUACAGCCGUGCUGUCCUGGAACCAGACGGACCAACUGUGUGACGCUACCUCCUGGACACCGCUCUGGAGCAAAGAUGGGACCCCUCUCAACCUCAGCCUUUACCCACAGAACACAUCCACCUGGACUCCCAGCCAAUCCCAAAUGAUUGUGAGCAGUGUGCUGCAGGUCCAUGUUAGAGAGCAGGUUGACUUUGGUCUCUACUCCUGUAAGGUGAGGAACACCUCCGCUGACUUCAGCCUGCAGAAUACCGCCCACCCCAGCCACACAGCAUCAGUGAUGGCAGCCAUCAGUCUCUUCUUGAUCCUGACUAUAGCUGCUGUUGUCUACUCCAGGUGUCGUCUCAAUAUCAAACUCUGGUACAGGAACUCCUAUGGAGACUAUGAGAUCAAUGAUGGGAAGCUGCAUGAUGCCUACUUCUCCUAUGUCAACAACGAAUACGACAGAAAGUUGGUCAACUUCAUCCUCAAACCUCACCUGGUGAACAAAUCUGGACAUAAGCUACACCUCAGUGACAACAACAUCCUACCUGGGGGUGAGCCGUCUGCUGAGUUCCUGAUGAACGUUAGUCACUGUCGACGCCUCAUCGUAGUGAUGUCACACGCCUACCUAGAACAGGACUGGUGCUGUAACAACUUUAGACAGGGCCUUCUGCACCUGCUGGAGCUGUCCCAGAGGCCCAUCAUCAUCAUCACAUUGGAGGGUCAGGUCAAACUCAUGAGACCCGAUGUGGUCCAGCAACUCAGAGAACACCAACACAAACUCACCUUGCUCACCUGGUCGGGAUCACACUCCAUGCCGCCGUCGUCAGUGUUCUGGAAACAGUUGGCCCUGGCCAUGCCUCAUAGGGUUGUGUUCCACAGCGACACGGCAGGGGACCCCCAGACCCUCUUCCAAGACGAUAAGGACCCCAUGCUCACCCUCAACCCAGACUACCUGGACUGUCGCCCUGACACUGACCCUGUAGGAGACCUGGGCCUUCGUCUCCCAGUCUACAAGGCACUGACAUCCAGAGCUCCUGUGCUGCCUAUGUUUCCCUCGGUCCCUGCAUCCCUGACUGAGCCCAAACACUCAGAUAUAGAUGUAUCGGACCUGGGAUCGCGCAAUUAUGGAGCUCGCAAUGACUUCUACUGCCUGGUUACAGAGGACAACGUCUGAGAAAGACUGUAGCUUCUGAAGAAAAAGCAGAACAAGAUCUCCAACUUCUACUGCCUGGUCACAGAGGACAACAUCUGAGAAAGACUGUAGCUUCUGAAGAAAAAGGAGAACAAGAUCUCCAACUUCUACUGCCUGGUCACAGAGGACAACGUCUGAGAAAGACUGUAGCUUCUGAAGAAAAAGGAGAACAAGAUCUCCAACUUCUACUCUCCAGAAGGAAAUGGCUCACUUCAAUCUGAAUGUAAAACAGGUUCUCUCACCAACACGCUCUACUACUUCACGGUGUAUGUUUCCAUAUUGAAGCAAGUGUUACAUUUAAAAAAAAUAUAUGAAUAAUUUAGUUCUUUCAA